Messenger RNA from Eurytemora carolleeae, 1021 nucleotides. RefSeq names its product urea-proton symporter DUR3. Gene Ontology annotation, cellular component: plasma membrane. The record is from RefSeq and is a predicted model, not a curated record. NCBI's taxonomy places the organism in Eukaryota, Metazoa, Arthropoda, Copepoda, Calanoida, Temoridae. Gene Ontology annotation, molecular function: urea transmembrane transporter activity. Gene Ontology annotation, biological process: urea transmembrane transport. The coding region runs from base 44 to 1021 and encodes 325 amino acids. The transcript has 10 exons.
GUAUAUCUAGGCUAGGUUUGGUAGGAGAGCCCAUCUAAUUGUUAUGGUUUUUGCUUUAUUUACAAAUAUUAUUGUAACAUUGAGUUUGUUGUUGGGAGGUACUGCUGUACUCACAGGAUUGGUUCAAGGCCUCUCCCAGGAGUUUGCCUCCAUGCUUUUGGUAGUCCUGGUUGGAGGCUUUACAUUAGUUGGAGGCCUUGGAGGAUCAUUUUAUGUUUCCUAUUUCACCUGUGCAACCAUAUUCGGCCUCAUGCUCUUCUUUACUUUUGAGAUCUUCUAUAAUCCGUUUAGGAAUGUGAAGAAUCCAUUUAAUGGAGCUGAAGAUGUUUAUGAUUAUGUCUCAUGUUGGGCUGGACCUGAUGAUAACCAGAACAACAGUUGGCUGACCUUUUACUCCUCUGGUGGUCUCAGUUUUGGAAUUGUCAAUAUUGUUGGAAACUUCGGAGCUGUAUUCGUGGACCAGUCCUACUGGCAGAGCGCAGUGGCAACUAAACCUAAACGAGGUGUUUGGGGAUUUCUAUUUGGAGGGUUAACAUGGUUUGCUGUUCCUUUUGGACUGGCUACCACAAUGUCCUUAGGUUACCAUGGGCUGAGUAGUGCCCAAGGUUCCCCAAUUUUAUCCGAUGGUGACAUAUCAGCGGGUUUAGUUUUUCCGGCCGUUGCCGAAAUAUUACUUGGUAAACUUGGUGGAUAUUUUACAAUUAUCAUGAUGUUGACGGCAGUUAUGUCUACCGGCAGUGCAGAAAUAAUUGCUGUUUGUUCAAUUAUUAUUUAUGAUAUUUAUAUUCCAUAUAUAAAACCAUUUAAAAAAGAUCUACCUAGCGGCCAUUGUAUUCUAUGUGAGAAGCCAUUUAGAGAGACCAGCUCUAAUAAUAAAACCUGCCAGUGCCCAUCUCUAAACGAGUGUACUGCCUGUAUUAAGGAUGACGAAGCUAGAGCCGCAGUAGGUCAUGUAGUUAAACCUGUUUUUCAAUGUAAAAUACACGCAGAAUAUAGGUUUAUAUUUAUAAAUUUACUCUAA